Lodderomyces beijingensis is the source of this 2421-nucleotide messenger RNA. The record is from the annotation of a GenBank genome assembly. NCBI's taxonomy places the organism in Eukaryota, Fungi, Ascomycota, Pichiomycetes, Serinales, Debaryomycetaceae.
AUGAUAACAGUAAGAAACUCGAGAAGUAGACCUUUGCACCAUUUAUCCCGCAGGGUGGCAAGAUCAUACCAACAUGCUCCAUUAAUCGCAAGGUAUGUGACACAACCACAACCAAAAGCCCCAGGGCAAUGUGGCGUAGGUGCCAUGACCGCACUUGCGUUGCUGCACCCGUCCCAGCAGGUCAGAGCCUUCCACUCUUCCAGGCCUCGCAAUUUGCAAAUGCAGCAAAAUAAGGAGGAAGAGGAUAAUCGACCAGCUUUGGAGAAAUUUGGCACAAACUUAACCGAUUUGGCUAAAGACGGGAAAUUGGACCCCGUGAUUGGAAGAGAUGAAGAGAUACGCCGUACCAUUCAGAUCUUGUCGAGAAGAACCAAGAAUAACCCCGUUUUAACAGGUAAUGCCGGUGUGGGCAAGACCUCGAUCAUGGAGGGAUUGGCUCAAAGGAUCAUCAAGGGCGAAGUGCCGGAAUCAAUGAAACACAAGCAAGUGAUCACUUUGGACCUUGCUGGGAUCAUUAGUGGCUCCAAAUACCGCGGUGAUUUUGAAGGCAAGUUGAAACAGAUUUUGAAAGAAGUGGAGGAAAAAGCCGGCAGUGUGAUUUUAUUUGUCGAUGAGCUUCAUUUGUUGAUGGGAUUGGGUAAAGCUGAAGGUUCCAUCGAUGCUAGCAACUUGUUGAAGCCAGCGUUGGCUAGAGGCCAAUUGUCGCUUUGUGGCGCCACAACCACUGAGGAAUAUAGGAAAUACGUGGAAAAGGAUGCUGCGUUAGCAAGACGAUUCUCACCGGUGAAAGUCGACGAGCCAACUGUGGAAGACACCAUUUCCAUCUUGAGAGGGUUGAAAGAAAAGUACGAAGUCCACCACGGUGUCCGCGUUGCUGAUGCCGCGUUGGUUACAGCUGCUAUUUUUUCCAAUAGGUACAUUACAGACAGAUUCUUGCCCGAUAAAGCCAUUGAUCUUGUCGACGAGGCAUGCUCGACAUUGAGAUUGCAGCAUGAGUCUAGACCCGAUGCAAUUGCAAAAUUGGACCGUUCGAUAAUGACCAUCCAGAUUGAGUUGGAAUCAUUGAGAAAAGAAGAAGACCCGUUAUCGAGGGAGAGAAGAGCCAAAUUGGAAGAAGAACUAGAGGUGAAGGAAAAAGAUUUGCGAGAAUUGACUUCGCAAUGGGAAACUGAACGACAAGUGAUUGAAGAUAUCAAGGAGGCCAAGGCCAAGAUUGAACAGGCCAAAUACGAUUUAGAACAGCACCAACGAAACAAUGAUUACGCCAAGGCAUCCAAGAUUCAAUAUGCAGAAAUACCAGAAUUGCAAGCUAAAUUGUUACAAUUGACCAAGUCAGAAAGAGCUACACAGACAUCAAACUUGUUGCACGACUCGGUCACUUCGGAUGACAUUGCUGCUGUCAUUUCCAAAAUGACAGGUAUACCUGUUGAAGGUCUAGUCAAGGGUGAAAAGGAUAAGCUCUUGGAUAUGGAGCUUAUCUUGAAACAAUCAGUUGUUGGCCAAGAUGAAGCUAUCCAUGCUGUCUCUGACGCAGUAAGGUUGCAAAGAGCAGGAUUAACCAACGAGAAACGACCAAUUGCGUCAUUCAUGUUUUUGGGUCCGCUGGGCACUGGUAAGACUGAGCUCACCAAGGCGCUUGCGCAAUUCUUGUUCAACGAUCCAAACUCGAUCAUCCGAUUCGAUAUGUCUGAGUUUGCUGAAAAGCACACGGUAACACGUUUGGUCGGAGCACCUCCUUCUUAUGUUGGUUAUGAUGAAGGUGGUGAGCUUACCGAGGCAGUGAGGAGGAAACCAUACUCGAUUGUGCUUUUCGAUGAAUUUGAAAAAGCGCACCCUGAUUUCUGCAAGUUGUUGCUUCAAGUGUUGGACGAAGGUUCAUUGACUGACUCCCAGGGUCACAAGGUUGAUUUUAAAAACACCAUAAUCGUGUUGACUUCUAAUCUCGGUCAGCAUAUCCUUCUCGAAGACAAGAACGCUAGAGAAGAUGGCAAGAUCAAUAAGGAAGUGAAGCAAGCCGUCUUGGACAAUUUGAAAAACCAUUACCCACCUGAAUUCCUCAAUAGGUUAGACGAUUGUCUCGUUUUUAACAGACUCUCGAAACACGCCUUGAGAGAAAUCCUUGCUAUCAAGUUGAGGGAGAUUGACGAUAGAUUAUUGAGCAAGCGGAUCAUCUUGGAAGUCUCGGACAAGGCCAAGAAGAUCUUGAUCUCCAAAGGGUACGACCCCGCUUAUGGUGCCAGACCAUUGGCUCGUGUGCUUGCCAAGGAAGUAUUGAAUCCUUUGGCCCGCAUGCUCAUUGGAGGAAAGAUUCAAGAAGGUGAAACUGCCAAAGUGGUGGACAAAAACGGCGAGGUUUGGGUUGAGCCUAACCACAGUGAAAAGUCGAUAAUCGAAGAUGAGGAAAGGAAAUAUAAGAAAUAG